CAAAGGAUGCUUCAAGGGUUUUGUACAAAUUUGUGAUUGCAGUUUUCCUAAUGGAAGAGAUAAAAGAAAGCUUAGCAUUUAAAGGCAUUGCUGAGAGACUGACACUUGGUAUUACUCGAAUACUCGAGAACAUGCCUGGUGUGGUCGAUGUGCGUUUUGUAGAGAGGGAGCCUGCAGAGAAGAGGAGCCUGCUGUCGUGGGAACAGAAAAACACUUGUAUUCUGCCAGAGGAUCUGCGAGAUUUCUAUCUGACAACCGAUGGAUUUACACUUACCUGGAGCGUUAAACUAGACAAUGAGUGUGUUCCCUUAGGAUGCAUGAUGAUUAACAGUGUGGCCAGGCUGUGCCCACUGCUCCAACCAGUAUCAUUAUUCUCGCUACCCAAUGCACCCUCACUGGCUGACCUGGAGUGGGAGGAGAACAGCACGCAAAGCGGGAUGGGGCAUGCUCCUGCUGCACCCCAUUUUGAUUCGCGGAGCCGCAUCUUCGAGCUGGAUUCCUGUGGUGGGAACGGCAAAGUGUGCCUAGUCUACAAAAACUGCAUCCCAGGUGUUGUAGCCCAGCAGAGUGAAAUUUGGUUCCUUGACCGCUCACUGUGCUGGCAUUUUCUGACUGCAACCUUCACCUCCUACUACCGACUGAUGAUCACCCACCUGGGUCUGCCUGAGUGGCAGUAUGCCUUCACCCCAUAUGGCCCCAGCCCCCAGGCCAAGCAGUGGGCAUCGCUGUACCAGCCACUGACUUUCAGCAGUGAGCUCAGCUUGGCUGAUCAUGCUGGAGAUUCCCAUCUCAACAAGCUGGAUCCUGCAAAGGCCUUUAAAGGUAAAGCCAAGGCACCCGUCCCCAAGAAGAAGCAGUCGACACAGUGCAGCUUAGGAAGCACUAUCAAGAACCAAAGCAGCACAGGAAAACACAUUGGGGCAAAGCGGUGAGAACCUUCCCAUCUAAGGAAAACAUUUCAACCAACUCUCCUGUCUAUACAACAAACAUGGCUUAGAGAAGCAGUGUGCUAUUCAGUCAUUGGCUUGGACUGACCCUGGAUGGAGCAGCUCUGUGCUCCACAAGAGCAUGUUGACCCAAACUAAGGUUGGAAUACUGCAUGUCUAAAUGGAUAUAUAACCAGGGGUGUCCUCGGCUCAACACAAGGCAAUAGUGGUCUUUCUGAUCUAAACAGUUGUUUCUAACCUUGUUUAAUUUUAGAGGUCUCAUGUUGUUAGAGCAACCCCCCCUCCCAAAACCCACCCAACAACCUGGCUUAGGUCAUUACAAAACAUGUGGUUGGUCUUUCAUACAUUUGAAAACACUAGGUCUUGUCACACUAUUGUGAUAAUCCUGCUACUCAUUUUUGUUUACCUUUCACUGCUUAGUGUUAGUGAUGGAGAAAUGAGGCUUUCUGAAGCAGCACUGAGACUUUCCAGCCAAUUGCAUCACCAAUAGAUUCAUUACUGGAAGCCUCAUUUAACACAGUGUUCACUAGUGACACCUAGUGUUAAAAAUAAUUCAAAGCAGCCAAGUCAGAAAAGAUGAUCAUGUGCUGCUGACAUAGCAGAAAUAAUACUGACACGUUGUAAAAAAUGACACCACUGUUGUAACCAACAAGGGCGCACUAAUACUCACUGCAUCAGUUUAGAUUAUUGCCACAAGGCUUGGUUUCAAUUUUGAAUGUAUCCCACAACAAUAACAUAUACAAGAUUUUGCAAAAAUGGGUAAAUGAUUUCAGUUUUAUGACUGAAGACUUGUAUCUUCAACUUGAAACUCAACAUGAAAUGAUCACAUGGUUCCACAGAGAGAAACUGAUCACAUGACCCACCAUGCCAUGAUACUGAGCAGCAGUGGAAAGUGCUGUAUCUGCUUGACAGCUGCCUCAGAGCUUCAGUAUCAAGUGUUUCAGUCCUUCGGGGUGCAUGCAAAUGUGAACCGUGAAAUGGUCUGUGUUGCAUUAUCAAAGACCGCCAAUAAAGAAUGAAGCUUUGCUUCAGUAAUGCAAGUUCUUCACUGGCCAUUGCAUCACUGUCGUGCCUCACUGAUGUUGUGUUCCUCUGUAAUCUUCACAAGCAAAAAAAAUGAGUAGUGAUUUUUGCCUAAUGACAUCUGCUCUGAUGAUCCAUCAAUGAACUGAUGCGAGGAGGUUAUAUUACAGCAUUUUGACAAUAACGUUCUUAGCUUUGUUUAUUUAGAGCUCUUUAAUGCUAAAAGUAUAGUGCUGAGCAGACUUAGGCCCAAUCCCAAUGCCCCUCCAAGGCCUUAAGGCCUGAACCUAAACAGACUUGGUUGAGAUCAGCCUCUCACACUCAACUGCUUGAGUGUGAGAGGCUGCAAAAUGGUAUAAGUAGGAAUGGCACAACACCUUCCAACAUAUCAAGUUACCUUGUGGGUUUGGGACCUUUUUUAGUUUAUGUUUUUUACUUAUUUACUCAUGCCAAAGGAACUUGAGGCUCCGACUGCAUGAUUUGGUUGAUGAUUUGAUUUCUGUAAACUUCCUUUUUCUUGUAGUGGCUCCUUCCAUGUUUGUUUACCUUUGAUUUAUUUUAAUUAAAACAAGAAUAAUGUACAAACAUACAGAUAAACAAUAGCAGCACAUACACAUCAAAUUGAAAUGUCACAAAGACGUUUGCAGAACAUGAAAUGAACACAACAGAGUACACAUAUACACCAAUAUCAACAUAUUCAGUCAGAGGUUUCAGGAAAAAAAUGUUCCUUAAUGUUUCAAAGGUUAUUACUUUUUUGUUGUUGAAUAAACAAUGAUUUAAGUGGAGAAAUCAGUUCUAGGGGAAACCUGAGAUCUUAAAAGGGGGAUUUAGGAAAUUUUAAAUGAAAUUAAUCAGACAUUCAAGAGCAGCAUCAUCUGGGUUAUCGUAGUGACAAAUAUGUUCAUCUUUCUUUUUUAACGCGAUGAACUGUGCGUAAUUCACUCAGGCUGUCUGCAGAAAUGCGGACUUUCAGCAAGUGUGCAUAAAGGGCUCAAAAUGUCUGCGAGAGAGCCCUCAUGCACUUGAUGAUUUGACAGUGGGACAGCCCUAAGCCCUCGUGGACUCACCUCAGAGUCCAUGAGUCAGUGAGUGUGGACAUUGGGAUUGGGCCCUAAUAGACAUUUAGGAUUAAAUGUCUAUUUAAUCCUAAAUGUCUUUUCAAGUACUUUGAAGAUCCCACAUAGAUAAUGAAGAAACAGUUACAUCUUCUGGCUUUAGGCUGCUGAGCACUGGAUUGUUGGAAAGAUGAACAUGUAUAUUAUCGCUAUGGCCCCGCAGAGCAGUGAGGAGCCACUCCUGUUCCUAUUUUAUUCUCAAAAAGAUGCAUGUUUAUCUAAGUGCAAUGUAUAGGGGGCUGUUUACUUUUCUCUGUACACACUGUAGUUUCCAAGCUCAUGUAAGUGGUCUCUGUUGAUUAUUCUAAUGAAUGAUAUUUUAGUGUCUUCCAAGUUUAUAUCAGCUGCUGUUG
Chelmon rostratus (copperband butterflyfish) is the source of this 3438-nucleotide messenger RNA. RefSeq names its product tubulin polyglutamylase complex subunit 2 (gene tpgs2). NCBI's taxonomy places the organism in Eukaryota, Metazoa, Chordata, Actinopteri, Chaetodontiformes, Chaetodontidae. The transcript has 7 exons. Bases 51 to 932 code for a protein of 293 amino acids. Gene Ontology annotation, biological process: protein polyglutamylation. The record is from RefSeq and is a predicted model, not a curated record.